Molecule: messenger RNA, 2118 nt
Organism: Thalassophryne amazonica
Lineage: Eukaryota; Metazoa; Chordata; Actinopteri; Batrachoidiformes; Batrachoididae
Gene: spred3
Product: sprouty related EVH1 domain containing 3
Biological process (GO): negative regulation of MAPK cascade; multicellular organism development
Cellular component (GO): membrane
Molecular function (GO): protein kinase binding
Source: RefSeq, a predicted model, not a curated record
GGGGGGGGGGGGGUGAGGGAGGGAGGGAGGGAGAGAGAGAAGGAGAGAGAGAGAGAAGACCCUGGGGUGGGCUGCUGCAAGCGGCGGGCAACAACCGAGCCAUGGAGGGCGAUGUGCGUGUUCGUGCAGUGGUGAUGACGCGUGAUGACUCCAGUGGCGGUUGGGUGCCUCUUGGUGGUGGUGGCCUCAGCCAUGUGGUCAUAUGUAAGGGGCGGAGUCAUGAUGGCAAGGGGCGGAGAGAAUACAUCAUACGAGGAGAAAGGCUGCGAGAUCGAGCGCCGGUGCUGGAGUGUGCAGUUCAAAGGGGGUUAGUCUACAACAAGGUGAACCCCAUCUUCCAUCACUGGCGUGUAGAGGAUCGCAAGUUUGGCCUAACGUUCCAGAGUCCAGCUGAUGCCAUCUCCUUUGAGAAGGGGCUGCAGACGGUCAUAGACAAGCUCGACAGAGGCUCUGACUCACCCUCAUCCUCCACGCCAGAAGAGGCGGACACUGAGGAUGAUGGACAAGCUUCCCAUACAGGCAGUGAGUCGUCGUCCAACAGCCGGAAGGAAAUGCUUCCCAAACCCAUCACCAUAGUGACGAGUGAGUCGUCAUCCACCUGCUUUGUGCGACCAGAAGAAUUUGGUUUUGGAUCUGCUGUCACGACUCAGACACCUGCUCAGAUCCACACCAGGCCAGGUCAGCACCAGCUCACGCAAAUGUCAGCUGUGUUGAACCCCCCAGCACCCCCGCCUCCUCCACCGGCUCCACCUACUCCUCCUGUGGGUCCUCCAGCCUCAUCUCCUCUGUCCCCCCUCUCACCUACCAUUUCUCUUUUGGAGGAAGGCGAUCUGCGCAGUGUGGACCCCUGCAAGGACUUGUGGGGUUCCAGAGGCUACGAGGACUACCGAAGGGCGGGGGCCACCAGGAAUGGGUUGGAGGUUUGACAGGGGGGUGUAGUGGUUGGUGGAGGGAGUUUGCAAGACAAGUCAGAGCUGUGUGUGGUUCGCUUUGAGAAAGAGCUGGGGGGAGUGGGGACGGCGGACUGUGAUGUGACUGUGAGCCUAGACAGUAAAGCUUCACAGCGUCUGUCUUCAUCGUCACCAACCUGCAUGUCCAUGCCCAACGCUGUGUCAGGUGUGUCUUCAGGUGCCGGCUCACCUCAGGAGACGGCCAAAGGCUCGCCCUCUCCCUGCUGCAUCCACACCUCACUGGCCACGCCUCGAUCGCGGACUCGUAAGAGAGGGGGAGGGGCCAGCAGCAGCGCUGACCCGGGGGUGAUCUCCCCUGAUGACGACAGCCCUUGUCCUCAGGCCUCGUCGUCAUGUUCAUCUCGGUGUGUGUACUGCCGCUCGGUUUUCAGCGCUUCAGAGAAUGGGCGGGGCCGCUGCAGAGACGCCCCGGACCCGGCCCUGCACUGCCUGCGCCAGUGGACCUGCGUGUGGUGUGCGGAGAGUCUGCUCUAUCACUGCAUGUCGGACUCUGAAGGCGAGUUCUGGGAGCCUUGCUCGUGUGAUGACUCGAUGGGGGGUCAUCCACACCCGCUCUGCUGCGCCCGCUGGUUGGCCCUUCUGGCCUUGUCACUCUUCGUGCCCUGCAUGUGCUGCUACCUGCCUUUGCGCGCCUGCCUGCAGUGUGGGGAGAGGUGUGGCUGCUGUGGCGGAAAGCACAAGGCGGUCCGAUGAGGCCAGGCUCAGGGGUGGGAGGGGUUCCCUGGACAAUAAAGGGGUUUGGGUGGCGAGACGCGAUGGGGACAGCACAGCAGGUGGAGCGGCGUUCUCAGUAGACCCAGACCUCUGACGUGACCCUCCAAAGCCCCGUGGCCUCCACUGCAUCCUGCUCUCUCUCUUUUCGGGCCUUCCUCGCAGGUCCACGCCCACUGAAGGUGCAGCGCCAGCACACUGGGCUCUGCGGGAGUCACCUGGAGCCUUCACGGUGGAUCUACUGAAGGUUGGCUCAUCUCAACUUAAGAGUCAAAGACUUAACUGAAUCAAAAGAGUGGCAGAGGCAACCAUGAUGUGUACACUGUUUCAAAUGUCUGUUUUUUUAUUUAGAAAGAAAAAACAGAAAAACAAAAGAUGUUUAUAUAUAUGAUUGUUAUAAUUUUAAUUGGUAUAUUUUAGUAAAUGUAAAACAUAU